Molecule: messenger RNA, 5196 nt
Organism: Antechinus flavipes (yellow-footed antechinus)
Lineage: Eukaryota; Metazoa; Chordata; Mammalia; Dasyuromorphia; Dasyuridae
Product: zinc finger protein 91-like
Exons: 3
Coding region: 45-2741 (898 amino acids)
Biological process (GO): regulation of transcription by RNA polymerase II
Molecular function (GO): RNA polymerase II cis-regulatory region sequence-specific DNA binding; DNA-binding transcription factor activity, RNA polymerase II-specific
Source: RefSeq, a predicted model, not a curated record
GCGCUAGAGUGGCGUCGGCUGCGGUUCCCUUUCCCGGCGGGCGGAUGGACGGGCCCCCUGCGGCCUUGGGCAGCGGCGACGGCAGCGCAGAGGAUUUGGAACUGAGCGCUAAGACCACAGAGGAAGCUCCCGGAGAGACCGUUGCAGGAAAAGCACGCUCCCCAGAGUUGGAGCCUAGGACUAAAAACAAAGAGGCAACUCCAAAGGAGAUCAUAAUAGGUGAAGAAUCCUCCUCAUUGGUGAAAGUUGAAAGACUCAAAAGGGCAAACUUUUAUUACUCUACGCCUGGGGAAUUUGGGGAAGGUGAGAAGUUGGAAAAGCGUCAGCCAGCAAAACAGGAGAGUGAGGUAAGAAUGAUUAAACGGCAGAAGAUUCCAACUGGAAAGAAAGUUUAUAAGUGUAAAGAAUGUGGCUUCAGUCACAGCUCAACCUUUGUUAAUCACAAGAAGAUUCACAUGGGAAAAAAGCCUUAUAAAUAUAAAGAAUAUGGGAAAACCUUCCCUCGAUUCUCAAGGCUCGCUCUACAUAAGAAGAUCCAUGCUAAAGGAAAUGUUUAUAAAUGUAAUGAAUGUGGGAAAACGUUUACUCAAAAUUCAGUUCUUCUUCUACAUCAAAGGAUGCAUACUGGAGAGAAGCCAUAUAAGUGUGAGGAAUGUGGGAAAGCCUUCAUUUACAAUUCAAGCCGUGCUAAACAUCUGAAGAUUCAUACUGGAGAAAAGCCUUAUAAAUGUAAUGAAUGUGGGAAAGCCUUCAGGCAGAGUUCAGAUUUUGUUAGGCACCAGAGGAUCCAUACUAGAGACAAGUGUUAUAAAUGUAAAGAUUGUGGGAAGGCCUUCUCUAGCUUUCCAAAGGUCAUUCAUCAUCAGAAGAUCCAUACCAGAGUGAAUAUUUAUAAAUGUAAUGAAUGUGGAAAAGCAUUUGCUAAAAAUUCUGUCCUUCUUUUACAUCAAAAGAUACAUACUGGAGAGAAGCCAUAUAAAUGUGGUGAAUGUGGGAAAGCCUUUUUUUAUAAUUCAGGCCUUGUCAAGCAUCAGAAGAUCCACACUGAAGACAAGCCUUAUAAAUGUAAUGAAUGUGGAAAAGCCUUCAGACAGAGCUCAGAUGUUGUCAGGCACCAGAGGAUCCAUACUGGAGAGAAGCCUUUUAAAUGUAACGAAUGUGGAAGAGCCUUCAGUCAGAGCUCAGAUGUUGUUAAGCACCAGAGAAUCCAUAGUGGAGAGAGGCCUUAUAAGUGUGAUGAAUGUGGAAAAGCCUUUAUUCGAAGCUCAAGUCUUACUACACAUCGAAUGAUUCAUACUGGAGAAAAGCCUUAUAAGUGUGAACAAUGUGGCAAAGGCUAUCCUCAAUUAUCAAAGCUCACUCAACACCUGAAGAUCCAUGGUAGAGUGAAAACUUAUAAAUGUAACCAGUGUGGGAAAAUCUUUCCUCAAAGCACAAGCCUUGUUUUGCAUCAGCAGACUCAUAAGAGAGAGAAGUCUUAUAAAUGUAACGAAUGUGGGAAAGCCUUUGCCCAGAGGUCCCACCUAAACCAACAUUUGAAUACACAUACUGGAGAGAAGCCUCAUAAAUGUAAAGAAUGUGGGAAAGGCUUCAGUCAUGGCUCAAAUCUUAUUAAGCACCGAAGGAUUCAUACUGGAGGGAAACCAUAUAAAUGUGAUGAAUGUGGGAAAGCCUUCAGUCAAAGCUCAGCCCUUGUUAAGCACCAGAGAAUCCAUACUGGAGAAAAGCCUUAUACAUGUAAUGAAUGUGGGAAGGCCUUUAGGCAGAGCUCAAAUCUUAUUUCACAUCAAAUGAUACACACUGGAGAGAAGCCUUACAAAUGUAAUGAAUGUGGGAAAAGCUUCAGUCACAUCUCAGAUCUUGUUCGACACCAACGGAUCCAUACUGGAGAGAAACCUUAUAAAUGUAACGAAUGUGGCAAAGCCUUUAGUCAGAGCUCGGUCCUCGUUAAACACCAAAGGAUCCAUAGUGGAGAGAAGCCUUAUAAAUGCAACGAAUGUGGAAAAGCCUUUAUUCUGAGUUCAAGUCUUAUUGCCCAUCAGAUGAUCCAUACUGGAGAGAAGCCUUACAAAUGUGGUGAAUGUGGGAAAGGCUUCAUUGAGAGUUCAGCUCUUAUUGUCCAUCAGAGGAUUCACACUGGAGAGAAGCCUUAUACGUGCAAUGAGUGUGGGAAAGCUUUCACUCGGAGCUUAAACUUGAUUGUACAUCAGAUGAUCCAUACUGGAGAGAAGCCAUAUACGUGUAAUGAAUGUGGGAAAACCUUCAGUCAUGGAUCAGGCCUUGUUAAGCACCAGAGAAUUCAUACUGGAGAGAAUCCUUAUAAAUGUGAUGAAUGUGGGAAAGCCUUCAAGCAGAGCUCGAACCUUAUUCGACACCAGAAGAUUCACACUGGAGAGAAACCUUUUAAAUGUAAGGAAUGUGAGAAAUCCUUCACUCAGAGGUUCCACUUAAAAAAACAUCUGAAUACGCAUACCGGAGAGAAGCCUUAUAAAUGUAAGGAAUGUGGGAAGGGCUUCAAUCAUGAUUCAAACCUUAUUAAGCAUCGAAAGACCCAUUCUGGUGGAAAACCAUAUAAAUGUAAUGAAUGUGGGAAAGCAUUCAAAAAGUUAUCCGGAGUUUUCAAGCAUCAGAGCAUUCAUACUAAAGAAAAGCCUUAUAAAUGUGAGGUAUGUGAGAAAGCAUUUACUCAGAACUCAGUACUUAUCAGGCACCAGAAGACUCAUUCUGAAGAAACAAAUUAGCAGCAUUGUGAAAUCCUUUAUUCCAAGAUCCUAAUGUAUAUCCAAGGAUGCAUAUUGGAGAAAAUAAUUCUGAAUAUAAUCAAUGCAGGAAACCUUUAGUUAGUGUCCCCAACUUAACAUCAGAUGAUUCAUACUUCAUUGAACUCUUAGGAAGAAAUGAAAAUGGUAAAGUCUUGAUGGUUCCAGACCUUGUUUAAAACCAGAUGAAUCAUACUACUGCAAAGCCUUAUAAUUAUGAUUAUGGGACCUGUUCUAUGUCAUCAAAAAAUUCAUACUGGAGAGCAGCUUUAUAAGAGUCAAGAAGCAGGGGAUAAUGUUCAUAGACUUCUCACACUUUGUUCACCAUCUAGUUCAUACUGAGAAAAGAAAAAAAAAAGCCCAGUGACAAGGGCUGACAUUUCUCUAUGGCCUUUAAGGUUGACAAAAAGCUUGUCUCUUUUGAUCCUCACAACAACCUUGUAAGGUAGGCAGGUAGUAUUAGUAUUGCCAGUUUCCAGAUGAGAAAGCUGAGUGACUUGCCUACAGUCCCACAGCCAGUAUCCAAGGCCAGCCUUGAACUGAAGUCUAAUUUCAGCAUUUACCAUAACAGAACAAAUGACAACUAUAUUAAGAGCUCGGUGGCUCAGAAUUGACAUUUUAUCACGUUCCCACAAGUACCCUCCUUCCUCUAUUUCUUUAGCUUCUUUGUACAGUUUCCCUUAUUAGAUUGUGAACUCCUUGAGGCAAAGACUUAUUUUUUGUUUUCUUCUUUCUUUGUUUAAUUUAUUUCCUUGUUCCUUUGCUUCUUAAUUUUUCUUUCUUUUUUUCUUUCUCUUCCACUCCUCCAUUUCCCCUCCAACUCCCUUUUAAUUCCUUUCCUUCCUCUCUCCCUCCUUCCAUUACUCCAUCUCUUUUCCUCCUUCCCUCCCUCCCUCCCUUCUUCCUCUUUCCCUCCUUCCCUUUUUCCUCCUUCCUCUCCUUCCCUCCUUCCCUCCCUCUUUUCCUUCCUUCCUUCCCUCACUUAUUCCCUCCCUCCCUCCUUCCUUCUCUCCCUUUAUCCCUCCCUUAUUUCCUUCCUUCCUCCCUCCUUCUCUUCCUUUCUUCCUUCCUCCCUUCCUUUUUUCCUUCCUUUUCCCCCUUAAUACUUUCCACAGAGGACAUUAUGUCUUAGCUCCUUAAUAAAUGUGUUUAGCUUACCUUCCCACGAAUCCCCUAUGCCAAACUGUCCAAACAGGUCAUUGAGCAUGAUUUUAAAAUACAAUCUCAACAUAUUAGUGUCUGAAUAAUGAGAAGUAUCGUGCAGUGUUUACCUUGUAGCUCUUGAGAUCACUGUCACUCAUCCACACAAAACAUGAUUACAGUUUACUACACAAGACUUUUCAUAUGUCUGGAGUUGCUGAAAGAAUCACGUACAGAGGCUCUGCCUGUUAACACAACUCAUUUGCUUAUCCAUCGCAUGAAAAAGAGCUUCAAUAAGACUAUAUUCAUUGAUGAUAUUGUAUUGUGUGGAAAUUUACUUCUUCAUCUCCAUAAAGAGGUGUCUCAUUCUUAAGUGAAUAAUGUCAUCUAAUAGGUUUAUAUUCUAAACAAAUAAAAAAAAGGGGGGGGGGAAGGAGACCUUGGAUCUUGAUGUACCAACUUGUUUAUAUUAGCUUUUUGUUGUUGUGGGACAAAGUAGAAACUAAGAGUGUCUCCCUUCCUAUGGGAGAAUGGCUGAGCAAAUUGUAUCUGUAAAUGUAAACAAUACUGUUGUGCCAUGAGAAAUGAUGAAAUAGAAUCUUUUAGAAGAAACUGGGAAGACUUCUAUGACUAAUGAAGAAAAAAUUAAAUGGAGCUUGGAGAACAGUUUUUACAAUGAUAGUAUCAUUCAGAAAAACAGCAUGGACAGACUUUUAAACUGAUCAAUGCAAAGAUCAAUUACCAGUCCGGAAAAAAGAAGAGAAAAUAUAUCAUUCAGCUCUUGACAGAGAGGUGGUGAUGAACUUGCAAUAGAGACCUAUAUUUUGUUUUUGGAUGUGACCAAUGUGUUGUAUUGAUUUUACCCAUGUAGUUGUCUAUUGAGGACUUUCUUUUCUGUAUUGUAUUUGAUUUGCUUGACUAGAUUGGGGUGGGGGAAAUGGAGGUAGUAGGAACGAUGAAUUACAAGUUUUUUAAAGAAGUAAUAAAUUAUAUUUGUGUUCUAAUAUACAGCACUUAUUUCAGUACAAUAUAUUGUCCUACAGUGGUAUUGCUCUGAAUUAAAUCCAGGCAAAGAACCACACUGCCAAAGAGGGCACCCUUUGUCUUGUUACUUUAAAAGAUGUAUUUCAGGACACUGUCUUUAUAGAGUAGCAAUGAUAACUAUGUAUAUUGGAAGGAUUUGUUGGGAAAAAUGUGAAAUGCAGAAGCAUUUAAAGUGGACGGCGUUUGUAUUUUGAAGUUAAUGUAUUUGCAAGGUAUAUAUGAUGUACAAUAAAAUUAAAAGGUUUGGCAGAAA